AUGUCUGAAGUGAAUAAUUCGGGAGUUGCAAGAAACGAAUCACUUUCGGUAGAAGAAACAAAUAAGUUACGGAUAUCAUUAGGUCUGAAACCUAUCCCAAUCCCAACAAAAAACAACUUAGUUUCCAAAGAUAUAGGAUUAGAAACACGACUUGAAGCAGUAAAGAAGGAGAACGAAUCUGUUGAUGGAAAACCACAUUUCAUAGCAAAUGAUAAAAUUAACUUAUUGAGGCGUAGAUUAACGAACAUUAAGAACAAUAUUGGGAAAGUAACUUUAUUAGAUGAACAAGAAAGGAAAACUGACCCAACAGGUGAUGAAGACUGGUUACCAAAAAUUGGGCAGCGUAAGAAGUCAGGUGGUGCAGCACUAAAAAAGAAGCAAAGAGUUGCCCUAAGUUACGAACAUGAAGAAGAAGAUGAUGAAUCUGGUGCAAAUUUCCCAAUCAUGAAACUAGCUCAUAAUAUUAGUGAUAUAAAAGCAGGGAAAGAUAUCAUCUUGACCUUAAAAGAAAGUAAUAUACUUGACGAUGAUGAUAGGGGAAGUGAGGAUGAAGCCGGUGAUAUGUUAGAGAAUGAAUCCCUGAGGCAAGAAAAGGAGGAUCUUAAAAAUCUUGAAUUGCGGCAAAUGAACAAAGAAAGGAGAAGGAAGAAGAUAGCAUUAACUAUUGGUAGUAGAGCGAUUGAAGAUGAUGAAAUGAACCAAAAGGACAUAGAAGGUAAGUCGACAUUGGUGAUUGGAGCCAAAAAUAACAUCAACUCUGAGAAACCAAUUUCUUUCACGAAUUCUAGCAAUAAAUUGAAAGUUGUCCUACCUAGUGAUGAGGAGGAGUCUGAUAUCGGAGAUUUCAAGCCUGCGAAAAUAAGGAAAAGAAGUAAAAAGCAAGAUAGCAAAAUAUUGAAUAAAAGGAAAAAGAUAUCAAUACAUCACGCCAUCAAGAAUGUUGAGCUUACAGAUGAAGAAGAGAAUGAUAAUUCUUUAGAUUCGCUUGAUACUCUAGCACCAACAUUGAAAAAAGGGAAAAGUAAAUCGGAAACAGCAGAUUUAUCAUCGAGAAAAAUAACACCGGAAGAUAUAGCAUUACAAAUACGGAAGGAGAAGUUCGAAGAGGAAGAACGUUCCAAAGGAAUUGAUAGGUUAAGGAAGGCAGCGGCAAGUCCGCGUAUUGUUAUUGAUGAAAGUACAGUAUUUUUAGAAUCUUUAGGUUCUACUUUACCAACUACCACUGAGACAGACACUAUACCCAAGUCACAUAUUGAGAAAACGUCUAAUGAACUAGUUAGGCGUGAUGAGAAUGCGGAAAUAAGUGCUGAAGGCAAUGAGAACAAUUUUGUGGUCCAAGAACCAAACUUUACUGAUGGAUUAGCGUCAACUUUACAGUUUCUUCAAACCCGUGGUGUUUUCGAAGAUAUCAAAGCUAAGGAUAAUCAUUCCAGCAGUUCAAAUAAAGUAGAUGAUCAGACACUAAAAGUUAGAAGGUCUAUGACAGUUGAGGAAGUGCAUCAAUCAAUUGAAGAAACUGUUAAAAAAAAUAAACAAAAAUAUCCAGCAAGAGGACUGGAACGUGAUGCGUUACAAGAUUAUAAUCCAUCGAUAUCAUUAAUUUACAAGGACAAGGAGGGCAAUGAACUGACAACUAAAGAAGCUUACAAAAGAUUAUCGCAGAAAUUUCAUGGAACGAAGAGUAACGAGAAAAAAUUAGCCAAAGCAAGAGAGAAAAUAAAGGCACGGAAUAGACAGAAUAAUGCAAAUAAUACAUUUGGGUUUAUAUAA
Molecule: messenger RNA, 1770 nt
Organism: Naumovozyma dairenensis CBS 421
Lineage: Eukaryota; Fungi; Ascomycota; Saccharomycetes; Saccharomycetales; Saccharomycetaceae
Gene: SNU66
Product: U4/U6-U5 snRNP complex subunit SNU66
Exons: 1
Coding region: 1-1770 (589 amino acids)
Biological process (GO): mRNA cis splicing, via spliceosome; maturation of 5S rRNA
Cellular component (GO): U4/U6 x U5 tri-snRNP complex
Source: RefSeq, a predicted model, not a curated record